Messenger RNA from Clavispora lusitaniae ATCC 42720, 1602 nucleotides. RefSeq names its product uroporphyrinogen-III C-methyltransferase (gene MET1). Gene Ontology annotation, molecular function: uroporphyrin-III C-methyltransferase activity. The record is from RefSeq and is a predicted model, not a curated record. Gene Ontology annotation, biological process: sulfate assimilation; siroheme biosynthetic process. Lineage: Eukaryota; Fungi; Ascomycota; Pichiomycetes; Serinales; Metschnikowiaceae.
AUGAACUUGUUGGCGUCCUUGAGCUGCAAAGGCGAAACCCAUCUUGUGGUUGGGGGCAACUCCAACAUCGCGGCGCUCCGAAUCAAUCUGAUUCUCGACAGCGGAGCAAAAGCGCUUCUUGUGCAUGAUGCCGAGUUCGAGUCGUUUCCGCUCUCGCUUCAAGACCAUAUAGAAGGCAAGCGAGUGCUGUGGAUUCGGAAAAAGUACUCCUCGGAGCUCCUCACGACAUUGGGCAGAGACGAAGUUGAAAACGUUGUGGACAGAGUAUUUGUCACUUUGGACUUGAGCCAGGCGGCUCUCAAACAGCAAAUUUCCGUCGAGUGCCGGCGUCUCCGCAUCCCCGUGAACGUGUCUGACUCUGCAGAAUUGUCGACGUUCACUUUGCUUUCCACCUACACAGCAGGCGAUUUCCAAUUGGGAGUGACCACUUCGGGCAAAGGAUGCAAGUUGGCGGCACGUCUCCGGCGGGAGUUGGUUUCGGCCCUUCCGCCCAACAUUGCAGACAUCUGUCGGCGUGUUGGGGAACUUCGAACAGCCAUCCAGCAACACGAUUCUGAAGUCGGCGGGCACGAUGAAGAUGCUGUUAAUUCGGUGAAGCUUAAUGCGUUGGUCGAGGAGUUCAACACAACAGAAGAGCAGAGAGCCACACAGAGAGGCCGCUGGCUUUCUCAGAUUGUCGAGUACUACCCAUUAAGCAAACUUGCGGACAUUCUGGUGGAUGAUCUUGUGCAGAAUUAUGCACAAAACAGCGAUGUUGGCAAGAAGCAGUUAACAGGAAAGAACAUCGGAGGCUCCAUAUCUCUAGUGGGCGCAGGACCGGGGUCAGUGGAGAUGUUGACGUUAGGAGCGCUCCAGGAAAUUCAUUCCGCUGAUUUGAUUCUUGCUGAUAAGCUAGUUCCUCAACAGGUGCUUGACCUCAUUCCAAAGAAAAAGACAAAGCUCUUCAUUGCACGCAAGUUCCCCGGAAACGCCGAAAGAGCGCAACAGGAGCUUUUAGAGUUGGGCUUACAAAGUCUAGAACGAGGAGAGAAAGUUGUUCGCCUCAAGCAGGGCGACCCAUACAUUUUCGGCCGUGGAGGCGAGGAGUACGCUUUUUUCUCCCAACAUGGCUACACGCCAACUGUCCUUCCAGGAAUCACGUCUGCUUUGGCCGCCCCUGUCUAUACAAAUAUUCCAGCGACCCAUCGUGACGUGGCGGACCAGGUUCUUAUAUGCACCGGCACUGGACGCAGAGGAGCUUUACCUAAUUUGCCCGAAUUCGUGCGUUCGAGAACGACAGUUUUCCUUAUGGCAUUGCAUCGCAUCACAGAGUUGAUUCCUCAGCUCAUACAGGAGAAGAAAUGGGACGCUGACUUGCCCGUUGCCAUUGUGGAAAGAGCCUCGUGUCCAGACCAAAGAGUUAUUAGAACUACGUUGGGCAAAACUGCAGCAGCAGUGGAGGCUUUGGGCUCUCGGCCUCCAGGGCUUUUUAUUGCCGGUUACGCAUGCGAGGUUUUAUCCAAGAAGUCCGAAGCGGACUGGGAGGUCGAAGAGGGGCACCAGGCAAGUGGCGUGGGCGGCAUCUUGCAAAGGUUGGCCGCAGAUGAUGUAGAAACAGCAUAG